This is a messenger RNA of Indicator indicator, 2175 nucleotides long. Its product is annotated as sodium/hydrogen exchanger 2-like. The record is from RefSeq and is a predicted model, not a curated record. Gene Ontology annotation, cellular component: membrane. NCBI's taxonomy places the organism in Eukaryota, Metazoa, Chordata, Aves, Piciformes, Indicatoridae. Gene Ontology annotation, molecular function: sodium:proton antiporter activity. Gene Ontology annotation, biological process: sodium ion transport; regulation of pH; proton transmembrane transport.
AUGGAAACCAGGGGCAAAGCUGCAGCUGCUGUCCUAGCUGGGUCCUUGCUCUCCUCCAUCCUCCAAGCCACCAGAGUCCCCACCGAUGCCCUGCUGGAGGAUGUGAUCCUGGAGAAUAUCAGCUGGGCUCCCGAGGAAGCCCAGGGCAAUGAAUCCUCUGAGCAUGCCUUUUUCUCUGUGGACUACCAGCACGUCCAAGUCCCCUUUGAAAUCACUCUGUGGAUCAUGCUUGCAUCCUUGGCCAAAAUAGGGUUUCAUCUGUAUAACAAGCUGCCUUCUGUCGUUCCCGAGAGCUGUUUGCUGAUAUUUGUGGGGCUCAUCAUGGGGGGAAUCAUCUAUGGCCUGAACGACAGGUCCCCGCCUGUUAUGGACAGCGACAUCUUCUUCCUCUACCUCCUGCCGCCCAUCGUGCUGGAUGCAGGCUACUUCAUGCCCAGCCGCCCCUUUUUUGAGAACAUCGGCACUAUCCUCCUCUACGCUGUGGUGGGGACCAUAUGGAACGUGUUUGGGAUCGGCUUCUCCCUCUAUGGGAUCUGCCAGGUGAAAGCCUUCCAGCUGCAGGACGUGUCGCUGCUGCACAACCUGCUCUUCGGCAGCCUGAUCGCGGCGGUGGAUCCCGUGGCGGUGCUGGCUGUGUUUGAGGAGAUCCAUGUCAAUGAGAGGUUGCACAUCCUGGUCUUUGGGGAGUCGCUCCUGAACGAUGCCGUGACGGUGGUGCUGUACAAGCUGUUCCGCUCCUUCUGCGAAAUGCCCGCGGUCAAAAGCGUGGACGUGGUGGCAGGAGUCGGGAAGUUCUUCGUGGUGGGGCUGGGAGGCGUUCUGGUGGGGCUGGCUUUCGGGCUGACGGCCGCCUUCACCACACGCUUCACCAAGGACAUCCGCGUCAUCGAGCCGCUCUUCGUCUUCCUCUACAGCUACCUCUCCUACCUCACCGCGGAGAUGUUCCACCUCUCGGGCAUCGUUGCCAUCAUUGCUUGUGCCAUGGGCAUGAAACGCUACGUGGAGGCCAACAUCUCUCUGAAGUCUCACACCACAGUCAAGUACUUCAUGAAGAUGUGGAGCAGUGUCAGUGAUACCCUCAUCUUCAUCUUCCUUGGAGUUUCCACCAUUGGAGAAAACCAUGAGUGGAACUGGCCAUACAUUUGCUUCACUGUCAUUUUCUGUCUCCUUUGGAGAGCACUGGGGGUCCUUGUGCUGACUUUCUUUGUGAACAGAUUUCAUGUGAACACCAUCACUGGCAAAGACCAAUUCAUCAUAGCAUAUGGGGGCCUCCGAGGAGCCAUUUGUUUCUCUUUGGUUUUCUUGCUCCCUGACUUUCACAGGAAGAAGCUCUUCAUCGCAGCAACAACUGUUGUCAUCCUCUUCACCGUGUUCAUACAGGGGAUGACCAUCCGUCCUCUUGUUGACUUGUUGGCUGUCAAGAGGAAAAGAGAGAGUGCUCCUACAGUGGGAGAGCAGAUCCAUAUCCGGUUCUUGGAUCAUUUGCUGGCUGGCAUUGAAGAUAUAUCUGGACACUGGGGACAGUAUUACUGGAAAGACAAGUUAGAAUAUUUCAACAGCAAAUACCUGCAGAAGCUCCUGCUUCGGGAACACAACCAGCCGAAAUCGAGCAUCGUGCUGCUCUACGAGAAGCUGGAGCGGAAGCAUGCCAUCCAGCUGGCAGAAGCAGGGCAGCUGGGCCAUGCCCCAUCCCACCCAGCCUUGCUCAACAACAGGGCUGUCAUAACAGACAGAAAAGUGGAGGAUGCUCUGACUCCGGACAUCCUGGACAACAUACAGGAAAUAUUGGCAAGGAACCUGUACCGAACCAGGAGGACGGGGCCGGCGUACAACAGGCACACCCUUCCUGGAGAGACCGAGCCUGGCGAGCAUGCCGAGGAGAUCCUGAUCCUGCGGCACAGGGGCCUGCGCCUGGAGCUGAGCGGCGCUGACACGGCCAGCUGCAGGAAGGAGUCACAGAAGGAGGACUCCUACUCGAUGCAGAGUGACUCCAGCGUGCAGCCCAAGCUGUGCCGCUCCUUCACCGUGGGGACUGCAGACCAGGUUCGUGAAGUGAAACAGAACCGGUCCCAGUCGGUGUGUGUCGUGCCCCCGCCGCAGCCCGGCGCUGCCGCCAGGAACAGGAGCAGAGACGUGGAGAAAGAGCUGACUUGGGAGGUGGAAAAGCACCACUGA